CCCAUUUGACCCCUUUAUUCCUUUAUCUUUCACUUUACUUCAUUCUCCUCCUGCGAAAAUAUAACGGCAUAAAGAGAGAGAAAAAAAGACUCCAAAAAAAAAAUAAACCUCUACGUACUAUUACGUUAAUGACCAAAGCCCAUUUACGUCAUUCAAAAGAAAGUCCUGGUCGAACAAGUCCUCCAUCCUCAUUGCAAGAUAAUUCCAAAUUACUCAACAGAGCAACAUCGCCACCAGUCAAUUAUGGAGUCAAAAGCAUGGGCAGCAGUAGCGACGACCUACACGACUUUCCAACAGGGUUUGUCCCUGUACCUACUUCUUCAAAGCACCCUUCACCAAGCGGGUUUUCUCGUUCAAAAUUCACUUCAUCCUCUUCUGCUCAAAAUCCCUCGAUCCGUCGUUCGUGGGACCAACAUCGAAAUUAUGCAGCCCCAACCUCCGAUGGAUUAAGCAGCCGAACGCUGUCACCUAUCAAUUCGCCUUCCAUGACCUCCAGCGCCACCACUUGGUCGGUUUGUGAUCAUGAAACAAGGCAAACCAAUAUGGAUUUCAUCGUUCCUACCAUCAAAAUGGACGAACGUCAAGCGAAGCAAUCCAAUAGUCGGGCCGAACCGUCCACUGCAUCGUCUGUCCGACACGAUCCGUCGCAGCCUAUAGGCUUCUUUCGGGUGAUUGUAUGUGGCGAUUCUCGGAUUGGAAAAUCUUCGUUCAUCGCAGCGCUCGCCCAAGCACUUGGAUCCAAGGGAAAAGAAGGUUCGGGUAGCGGCGAACAGUCUCCGCAAACGGCCAUACCACCUGCAUGCCACUUGUCGGGUAACCUUGGCCAGACUUCCGGUAGUCAGGUGGAACCUUGUCUGAUACAGGAACGGUUCAUCAGUACCAUGCCAUCUGUGACAACCUUAGCGGCUUCCAAUCGGAGCGACGAUCGCUCAACCAAACAACGAAACGAUGCGAAGAAUAUUUGUCUUGUGGAUACCACUGGUUACGGCGCUUAUCUAAGUGCUCAAGACGUGAUCGAUCCUAUUGCGAAAUACAUUGAAAAGCAAUUCCACGCUACACGCACCGUCUUUCGUUCCGUUCCCCAUGAUUCCGCCACGCUUCUAUCUUGGGUUCAUAAUCCCUACGGUGCACAUACACACAUCGAUGCCUGUCUCUAUCUUACCCUGGGACGAUUGAAAAAGGUCGACAUUGAAUACCUCCGAGUGAUCCACGGUCUUUGCAACAUCAUUCCAAUCAUCGUGAAACCGGAUUCGCAGUCAGCCGAACAAGAGUUGCAAAUGAGACUCGAUAUGUUGCGUGAACUGCGCGAGAACAAUAUCAGUUUCUUCGAUUUCGGUCUUCCACUAGAUACCCUGAGUCGCCGAUGUUCCGAAUCCGAUCCGAACGUACCUCCGUUUGUCAUUUCUCGCAUGGAAUCGUCUUAUCCAGUGGAAGAUGCAUCAUGGAUGAUGGAAAAACCGUCGGUGGCAGAGAAUAUUGCGCACUUGAAAGAUAUCGUUUUUCACCAUCACAUUGAAGACUUGCGCCGAUCAACCGCUUUAAAAUUCGUUCAAUGGCGUGCAGCAACCUACAAAUCUGCCGCUUCCAUGGCAGAUCGUGCUCCUGAUAGGUCUCGGAUGCGGUCCACGAGUAUGGCGAGUAUGCAUGGAACGUAUGAGGAUCGGGAUGCCCGGCGAAAAAGAGAGGCGUCGAUGGAUCAUGGCGAUCGAGAACGGAGAUCGGAACAUGCGAAUGAAAGUGUGCCAUUGGAACAACGUGCAAGCUCCUUAUCACCUGCUCACAAGAAGGCUGAUCAAGAAGUGCAGACCAACUAUGUGGAUAGUAACCAUAAACAUUCUAUCCCGACACCGCCCUAUACCCCAGAUUCAUCUGUCACUACUGUCACCAAAAAGGGAUGUGACCGAUCUUUCUCUAGGACCGUUCAUGUUGGCGUCCCAUCCCGACGAAAGACCAGUGAAAAAGUACUGCAGUGCUUUCUAAUUAUUUUCGCUUUCUACGGUUUGUUUCACGUCGUAUCCCUCAAUAUUCUUCCUUAUUUUGGCAUAUAAAACAAUGUCAAACACAACACCCUUUCCCUACCCCAACCCCCCGGCAUGAUGAAUCAUCAAAGAUGGGAGCACUGUAAGUAAAUUCAAUUUGUACAUAUGGCACACUUGGUAGAGCAAUUCCCAUUCUUUUCAAUCCUGCAGUGUUGUAUAUAUCAUACUCUACAGCUUGAUUUUCUUUUCCCUUGUUUGUUUCUUUUUCGUGUAUCAUAUGUUAGGUUGAAGCACGGACGACUGUUAUUUUUUUUUCUUUUUGGCAAUAAAACUGGUAAAACAAAAAGAAAUUACUACAAGUGC
Molecule: messenger RNA, 2342 nt
Organism: Radiomyces spectabilis
Lineage: Eukaryota; Fungi; Mucoromycota; Mucoromycetes; Mucorales; Radiomycetaceae
Exons: 3
Coding region: 129-2048 (639 amino acids)
Biological process (GO): cytoskeleton-dependent cytokinesis
Cellular component (GO): septin ring; microtubule cytoskeleton; septin complex
Molecular function (GO): GTP binding; molecular adaptor activity; GTPase activity
Source: RefSeq, a predicted model, not a curated record